Hylaeus volcanicus is the source of this 13389-nucleotide messenger RNA. RefSeq names its product beta-2 adrenergic receptor (gene DopEcR). Lineage: Eukaryota; Metazoa; Arthropoda; Insecta; Hymenoptera; Colletidae. Bases 1566 to 2507 code for a protein of 313 amino acids. Gene Ontology annotation, cellular component: membrane. The record is from RefSeq and is a predicted model, not a curated record. Gene Ontology annotation, biological process: G protein-coupled receptor signaling pathway. The transcript is spliced from 5 exons. Gene Ontology annotation, molecular function: G protein-coupled receptor activity; peptide binding.
GAGGUCGAAAUACUUGAAAAUAAAUAUUGUAAUCCGAAUGGAUAGCUGUGUGCAUUUAGUAUUCAAACUUUUCAGGACUUUUUAGGUUCUUUAAUUCCAAUGUUUACAUUCUGGAAUUAAUUUAUUUAUCGGUGUUGUUGGUUCUCCGUUUACAAUGUUCAAUUUUUAGAAACAGGUUCGAUUUUGUAUUUAGUAACAGUACACAGGAAUUAAUGUCCGUUAGAUUAACAUAUAAUAAUGUAUGAACUAAAUCGUAGAAUGUUUCCGAAUAGGUAGGUGUGUAGAGCUCGUCCAAAAGUCGCAACAAACCUCCCCCAAUCUCCUCCAAAUUACCACCUCCCCUCUUUCCUCUUCUAAAAAAGACCAAAAAAUAAAAAAGUAAAAGCGACGAUCUCUGGCAUUCAACCGAUCGAUUCUCGAGGCUCGUCCAGAAAUCACAACCGAUCUCCUCCGAAUUACUUCUUCCUUCUCCCCGCUUUUGCCCUCUGAAAAGGACGAAAAAAUAAAAAAAUAAAAAAAGGAACCGCCACGAGUGACGCAGCUGCGGCACCCGAGCCUCCAAUUGAAAGCGUCGAGAGCUGGUCCCGCGUCGUAACACCCAAACAGCCCCGUUGACCGACAUCCCCCGAAAAGCACGUGACUGGUAUUCCGUUCGCGUCAGGACAUCGGUAAAUUCGCGACAUGGGGUCCAGCUGGGACGAGGGCCGAGAGGAUCUCCCCUAAUAUCGUGCGCUGGCGAGGAAUAGAGCGUUCGCGCGGGGCGCCGUGGCGUCGCGGCGACAGGCUUGGAGCCAAUGCGCUGUGAAAAUGCCCGGGUGGGAAAGGGUGGAUCGGGGGUGGCGCGCAAGCGUCGUCGCGGGUAUCGACGCCUCGGCUCCCGGGCAGGGAAAGAAGCGGAAUCGGACGGUAGUAGUAAAGCCCAGCUCGGGUCGGCCGAGCGCAAAUCCGCGCACUCGGCGGCGACAGUCGCGUCUCGUACGUGUUCCUCGAGUUCUCGUUCGCGUCGCCGUGAGAAAACGGCGUUACACCUUCAGUCAGGAUCAUGUGCUCGCCGCGAGGACGUCCUGGGAACGGGGCUCGUGUCUCUCAGUGAACAUCCUUGGUUCAGUUCGGUUUAUGUGUGCGAUCCUCUCUCGGUUUCCACGCUGCUUCCGUCCCCGUAUCUCUGCCGCCCUCUGUCGCGAACCGGACCAGGGGGGUUAAAAGUGGCGCGAGCGGACCCAGAUAGGAGACUGGCGGCGUUCGAGGCGCUGGUGCAUGAGAUCAGGAUGAUAUCGAGGAGCGAUAUAGCUACAUCGAUCCGCCAUCGAUAUCCUCGAAGUUACGAGCUCGUUAUCGAAGCGUUCACGUAAGAUCACGGGGGAGUUCGUGGUCGGAAGAGGAACGACAGCCUCCGGCAGGACUGGUACCGAGAGGAUAGGCAAGAGAUCCAGGUGGCGAAGGCGAACCGGGUGCGAGCUACCAGGAGAGCCUAGCACCUGGCUGAUCGAGGUUCUUGACGUGGGGGGUGACGGGUAACAGCACCUAAGGGCGGGUGGGGGGAUGCAGCUCGAAAGGGUGGCGGCAUGGAGGAGCACUCGCUGGAGGCUCACAUGCAGGCGGGCCUCAUCUGCGUGGUCGGUGUCGCCAUCAUCUUCUCGAAUCUCCUCAUCAUCGUCACCUACCUUAAUUUCCGUGGUCCCUCCGAGGUGAUAAACUAUUACUUGCUGUCUCUCGCAUCGGCGGACCUUCUUUGCGGUCUGCUGGUGGUUCCGUUCUCGGUGUAUCCAGCGCUGGAACGAAGAUGGGUCUACGGGGACUUCCUGUGUCGUCUCGUUGGUUAUUUGGAGGUUACUCUCUGGGCGGUAUCCGUCUACACCUUCAUGUGGAUCUCCGUGGAUCGUUACUUGGCUGUCAGGAAACCGUUGCGAUACGAGACCGUGCAAACGAAGACCCGAUGCCAAUGCUGGAUGGUUUUCACGUGGAUCAGCGUGGCGAUGAUGUGCUGUCCGCCGUUGCUCGGUUUCCAAAAGCCCAUUUUCGAUCGGGAGGCGUUCAUCUGUAUGCUAGACUGGGGGAACAUGGCCGCCUACACCAUCACCCUGUCGAUCCUCGUGCUGGGCCCGUCGGUCAUCACCAUCGUCUACACUUACUGCUACAUCUUCACGAUGAUGAGGCGGCUGCGAUCUGGCGUGCUGAUUCACGAUAAAGAGUACGCGACUGCCCUCUCGGAGAACUUGAGCAAUCCGAGUCACAUCAUGUCUUUCGUCCUGGUGAUGACUUUCUGGAUGUCCUGGGCACCGUAUGCCGGUCUUCGGAUAUACGCUGUCGUUAACGGACCGCCUCAGGUACCGUUUAUGCAAUUCGCGGUGGUGUGGCUGGGGGUGACGAACAGUUUCUGGAAAGCGGUGGUCCUGGCAACCCUGAGCCCCCAGUUUCGGCUGGCGGUCCGCGUCCUCUGUCUGACGCUGUGCUGCCGGCAGAGACGACUUCCGCCGGAGCUGCUCGGCCUCGACGACGACGAUUAAAAGCCAAACGCCUACGAGAACAAGAGGGAGACGCUUUUCUUUGCGCGCGAGAGUUCUACACGCGCCCCGUUCCUAGAGCAUCGCUUUUUAUCGCGGUUUCGGGGUCGUUCUCGCCGCCGUUACUCUCGGAGUCUUCUUCGAGGGCUGAGACUGAGAUUCUUUGUUCCGAAACGCGCCACGACGCUUCCGUUUGGAUUCCGCGUUCGACGACAGAGACUGGGCAAACAUUUUUAUCCAUGGCGACAAAUUUCUUGUCACCAAUGAAACGUUGUUACUCGUUAUUCGGUGCUACUCGUGGGAGAAAUUCUGUGCUGUAGUACUUAUCCGAAGAAGGUGACGUGGUUGGGACUUUUUCCACAGGGAAACGAAUCUUAAUGAGCCAUCUGCAAUAAGCGUGGGAAUUUUAUAGAACAGACCGGCGCGAAUUUUAAUUGAAAUGAAAUGGAGAUACAAUUAUUUAAAAUAAUUUAUUUUGAUGCAACUAUUUGAUAACAAAUAUAUUACCGAAUGACUCGAAGCGAUUUUAAAUAUUUGCCUUAUUUGCUACUUCAUCUUCGUUGCUUUAAAAUUUGAAAUCUCGAAUACAAUUUUGAAGAACGAUUUCACAAUUAUCUCGCAUAAUUAUGAAAUAAAAUAAUAUGUUAUAUUACUUCAAAUAAUUCAAAAUAAUAUUUCAAAUAAUCAUUUCGAAAGUGCCCGGGUCUGUUUUAGAACAACUUAUAACUUCGACAAACGUCGCAGUUCCAAUUACAAUGUGUUAAUUGAAGUUCUGAUUGACUGUUUGAUGGAACAAGUCUCUCUAAACAGUGUUCUUCUUUGUCAUCGAUUAUUCCAAUGAAAUUUUACUCCGUCUCUGUCCGUCGGUAGCGAAAUUCAACGGAAGAAACGAUUAAAUGCUCAUCGUUGAACUACCUGGCUCAGAAGCCAUCUCUUCUAAUCGUGGCUUUCGGCAGUAGCCGAUUUUAGACGCUUCGUAUGUCUCGCUUCGAUAAGAAUUUUUUCGAGCCUCGGGAAACACGCGUUCCUAACCGAGGGAAGUCGAACUCGAGGCUGCUCGCUCGAGUACAAUAAGUGAAUUCUCCUGAUCAACGAGAAAUCGAACGCUAUAAUAUGAUAAUAAGAUCGAGACUUCAAAGACUAAAUUUUAACGAUCAUUCUUGAUUCUAUUUGCGCGAACCAAAAGGUACCACCGACUUUUCUUCCUUCCUCUGGUGCUCUCCUGCAACGAAUGUCUGAAGCAAACAAAAGUAAUCAAGUGUUAUGUUGUAACAUUUUGUAGUACUUACAUUACACAAUUGUUCGGUGGUAUUUAGUACACAAUACGAAAAAGCAAUUCAAGAGUUGCAAAGUGGUACAUAUAAUAUAAAACCUGAAGACUUUUAUUCGAUUCAAAUAUUCGUUGAAAAGGAACAUAGAGAGAAGGAAGUAAAAUUGGAAGCAUCUUUCGGUUAACCCUAAUAUUUAGACAAGUUCAAUCGAUUCCAUCGAAUCCUUUCGCGCGUACUUGUCUGAUACCUGUGUCGCUGAAACUAAUGAAACGGAGUGAAAUACGAAACAGAUGAUGAACACGGAUGAGACCCGACCCGGUGAUAAGGGCACGUUGCUCGCUUCUUUAAGUAUUCGAAUCACGUAAACGUAUAACUGUAAGAGCAUUCCCUUUUCUAUACGAUUUCGAGUUAAGCAUAGUCGAUUACACACACACACACACACACACACACGCGCGUCUACAGUCUAUUAUUAAAGAGUAUUACCGAGAACGAGAAGAACCGCCAAAACUAUUGGCGAACAGACGAAAGAAAGAAUCGAAGCUCAGCCUGGGGCACGAAGACGACGAUCCUCGACGAGUCGUCGGUAGAGAUAUCGAAGAACGACUUCGAGUUCGCUGACGCGCGUCAGCUCCGAUCUCGCUUCGCUCAACGAGAAUCGACAGUACCUUGCAGAGACGAGCAAAAUUCUUAUCAGAAUACAAAGCUUUCCCGAUCUCAAAAGAAACUAGUUGCAAUUCUGCCAAAACAUCACAGUCUCUUACCUAAAGAAGAAGACCCUAUUAAAAAAGUGUCUCAAAAUAGUAUAAUUAUAUCUAAAUUCAAUACGUAAGUUUCAAAUUGGCUUUAACUACUCUAUAAUACCUACAAACUUCAACACAAAAGAUAAAAAACUUCUUGAAUUGUACAAAUAAAUUAUACUUCGCGUUACAAUGCUUUUGGUUACUUUUCAAUGAAAUGAAAGUGUCACAUGUAACGUCUUUAUUCUUUGUGUAUUAUUCUAGUAAAAUUUUGCUCAUCUCUGGCGUCCGGUUUGUUCUUUCAAUUUUUGCUUAAUUAUCGUCGAACGACGGAUAAGCUCUCUCGAGUGAGCGUUCGCAGACUAACCGUUGCCUAUCUAUGUCGUAAGAUCACGCUCAAUAAAUGUCGUAGCCAGUCGCGCACGGAAGACGAGCUGUUCACUUCAAAGCUGUUCUUCCACCUGAAUAAUGCUACUAUGAUGCGAUCGUACAGUUGCGGACGAAGUACGAAUCACAUUACGAAUACAAGUAUCGACCCUUUGCACUCGGAUGUCCCCUCUGAGGGGACUUUGAAAGUCCGGAGAACUUUGACAGAGAUCAGAUAAUAUGAAAUAAAAGAAUCGAUAAUGGAGUUCUCCAAUAAAUUCAUUAAAUUCACAACAGAAUACUUUUCCAAUGUAUAAUUCACAGAUUUUCGAAUAGAGACACUGAUUCUCCAUAAAUUACGUUUACAAAAGUAUCGAUAAUCGUGAGGAGGUUCUUCACCCUCUAGACAGAUACCUUUUUCAUCCCGUGGUAUCUGUAACACUCCACUUUGUGCGACAAACAACACGCGUAAAUACAAGCCACCGUCUACAACUCAUUUCUCGAUUCCAUCAUCGACGCGUCGUUCACGCGGAAGAACAGCCUAAUCACUGUCGCGCGAUUAGGACGGAGGGCGGGUGGGGUAUCGUUACGGCGAGCCGAAUCGAUCACAAGAAACGGGGAAGCUGAUGACACGUACCGAAAACAACGGAAAAACAACACACAAAAAAAAAAGAGAGAGAAGAAAACGAGAACACUAGGUCAAUUAACGGAGAUGCCUCUACGAAUGCGUCGAUCCGCGCGCCCGUAGAAAAGCCGAUGAAGAAUUCGUCGAAGGGGGUCCGAUCGCCAUGGUCUCACGCUUUUUUUAACGCGCUUCCUCCUCGACUCGCCCACGCGAUCGGUACCCCUUCCUCCACCUCUCUCUCUCUCUCUUUCUCUCUCUACUUGUUGACCAGAAAUGGAAAGAAGGUCUCCCACCAAGUAUUUAUAUUUGAAUCAGAAUAUUUUGGAAAUCGGAGUCUUGGUGUUUGGGAGUAAGAGUCAGGAGUUCGAUCGGUGCUAGAAAUUUCUUUGAAACGAUCCUUUGAAUUUUACUUGAAAAAUUAUUGCAUGAUUUUACCUGAUUUAUUAUUAAAUAGUAAUAUGCAACCGCCUCUGAAAUAGAUAAAUACUGUGUGAUUUGUCUGCCACGCCUCUUCUUGGAGAAUUAAAGCUUCAACACACGCGGACAUAACAGUGACAGACAAAUAAUAAAUGAUCGACACCUGAAAAUAACAACAGUGUGUUGAAAUGUGCUCGCUGAAAAAUAAAUGGAAUGCAUUACCAUUUGUCCAUGCUCAAUAUGACGAUAUUCGUGUACACGUGUAUUUUAAUACACACACAGGAUCGUAGGCUCUAAUCGUUAGCCACGGUCGAGAUCGAUCUCGAAGUCCUCGCGUCGCGUCGCUUCUGAGAAUGAUUUAUUGAUCGAACAGCGAAAUGUGGGUCAGACGUAAAGUUUAAUGAGCGCAGGUGUCUCCAUUGAGCGUGAUUGUAUUCGCUUUUGAGCGUUGAUGAAACCUUGACGAUUAUUUUACAUGGUAUUCCGAUCCAAUUGCUGCUUCUAACGCGCUGGAAUUUGAUGAAACUGGCUAAGAAAAAGUAUCGAAAACCCUGUGACUUAUUAAAAUGUAAGAUAAAAGAAUAUGUAUGUAUUUUCUCACAUUCGUUUAUUAUAAAUAGUAGCUUCAAAUUGUCCGAGAUUUUACAUUAUUUGUCUCGAAAGUUGAACUUUCUCAGAAGCAGAUGCAACGAUGGCUAAGUUUAGACUUCGUUUCAUGCUACGUGUUUCACUCUCUCAGUUAUUGCGUUAGAUAGCCAUCGAUGGACCCUGUCGUCAGUUUUUACAGUGCUUGUCUUUAUGACAGCACUCCUCUGAGUGAGUCUAGUGGUGCAAAAAAGGAAAAACUAUGUAUUUCCUUCGCUAAAUUAGGCUUUCGUCGGGUUUCUUGGCUUACGAGGUUGCGUAAGGGGAGAGAACAUUCGCCAUUUAAAACAUUCCCUUGUUAAGCUGUUACUCGCAGACUUGGCAUCGGUGGUCUGAAUUUUACGACCAGCGAGAUUUUCUCACGUGUACAAGAUAUGGUGAUGUCUACAGAAACGGAGCUCAUUCGAAUCGACGCGUCAUUUAAAACGAGGUGUGACUUUCGCGACCCAAUUGUCUGUAACGCACAAUGUUGGGCAAAAUUCUAUAUGGAUUGAAAAUUGGAAUAAAAAGUGGAAUAACAAGUGGAUGGUGAUUUAAAAUAAAAGUUAGAGAGGGUUUGGGACCUGACCAAGUUUUAAUUGAAAUGGAAAUAAAAAGUAACUCUGGAAAAUAAAAAUAACACCAACUCAUUUAGGUAAUAGCAAUUACCAAUAACGAUUUAUUCGGUUAUUUUUCCGAUUUAAAUUCAACGAAAGAAACAAUCCUUAAACUAACAUGCAACAGAAUAAAUUAUGAUCUACUAUCCAAAUAAAAUUUUGCCUAUGCGUUUUACAGAAUGGUUGGGAACGAAAGUAUCGUUCGAAGAAUAAAAUUGAACAACUGUUGGUUUGUGAAUGAAAGUGACACAAAAAUGGAAGAAUCUCGUACGCCAAGAACCUGGAUUAAAAGCUGAAUAUUUCACUCUCCAUACAUAAAAAGUAAUAAAUACAUGUUGGCAAUUUAUGGAGAAUGAUGGACAAAAGAGUCGAUAUGUUCAUAACACUUCCACCUUUCUUCAUACAUUUCUGUUUACAUAGUGAAUGUAUAUUUAAUACUAUUCACUUCUCGUCCACUUUCGAAUACUUUCUUUUAUUGCAUAAACACACAAAUUCUUACAAACAAUUUUAUGCAACAUUGAAUGGUAUAUUAUCAUCUUCUCGAGUGAAAUAUUUUUAUUCUAAUUACAAACAUAAUACAAGGAAGUGGUCGAACAUUUUAAAUAAUUUUGUUCUCGGUAAUACCACAAAAUAUCUCACAGUCAAUCAUUCAAUUCUUCUUGUAGCAGUCGAAAAAUCUGUGAAAAUAACGAUUAAAAAAUUGUUCAAGAGAAUUUAUUACAACGUACAAGACUUACCAAACUCACACAAUUGCAAUAAAUUUAAUUACAGCACUAUAUAUGUUAAUACCAUAAGUACAACUGCCGAACGAAAUUAUAUUAAACAAAGGAAGAGAGAGAGAGAGAGAGAGAGAGAGAGAGAGAGAGAGAGAGAGAGAGAGAGAGAGAGAGAGAGAGAGAGAGAGAGAGAUAUUGGGGGAGAGAGAAGAAUGGGAAAAAUUGCUCCCGCUGUACUCUAACGUGACGCUCGCGGAAGCACGCGGGCGGAUCCUGAGAUUUCUGGAUGGUGAACGUUAACUCUUUAAGGAGAAAUCCAUACGCAAAUCGGUGUCUAGAAAGUCUCAGCUUCUACUCUAUUUUUUACUCUAGACUUCGUGUUUUACUAAUCUGUAAGGCUCUUCUGAUAAAUAAAAUCGUACGAGGACGUCCCGUUCGGGGGCUACGAAUACCAUUAGAUGCGCGACGAUAAUUCAUCGUGCCAUUUUGAUAUAACGAGGUAAUUAAAGGGUUAAGGUGCCCGGAGGUGCUCUGAAAACGCAGAUACUAUUUGACGCGGGAACGUCGAACGUUCCCUCGAUAUUUCUCGCGAUAGCCGCGUAACGAAUCGAGACGUUGAUUGCGAUCGAACGAGCGAAUGGCAAUCGUUCGACAGCGUUGGGCAAGGUGCAACCAUGUGUUUAAUCGGUGACGAUGAUUAAUGAUCAAUUACGAGUCGGCGGUCGAUGUACAAUCAGUAAUAAUUAGAAAUGGCAAGUCAAUGAUCAAUACGUAAUCGAUAAUCAUGCCUGAUGUUUGAUAAUUGAUGAUUAGUGACUGGUGGUACUCGUGGUUGGUAAUUGAUGAUCAAUAAUCGAUGAUCUAUGAUCGAUAAACUGUAAUUGAUGAUCGAUGCUCCGUGGUGAGUGCUCCAUGAUCUAUUAUCCAUGUUGUAUGAUUCAUGAUCCGUGAUCCAUGAUUUAUGAUCCAUGAUCAAUAAUCCGAUCAUCGAUGGACAAUCAGUGACAAUUAGCUUUGACAGCUUACUGAUCCACAGUAUAAAAUAACAAAUAUGUCAAUACUUAACGAUCACUGACUAAUCCAACAAUGAUAGACGAUUACUAUGCACACAGUCGCGAAGUAAUCAUUGCCUAAUCCUGUUACUCGAUCGACAGUCGCGAAUCGAUACGUUCAGAAUAACGAGGGACCGAUUCGACGUUGUUCACUGGUGUUACGAUCUCUUAACUAUAGAACUGAAUCAAAGAAAGAAAUAAAAAGACGGUUUCGACUAUGUCACGUAGUCGAAAACGUUAGCUAUUGUAAAUAGCACCACGGCUAAAAAGACAGGAUACAAGAAAAUGAGCGACGCGACGCAGACUCCCUACGUUUGAGCCGGUCGUUCGGGAGCUGCGUCGAAACCUAAACGAAAUGUUGUGAUGUGUACCAUGUUAAUUGUUUGCCACGGAAGAACACACUAUGUCACGCGAGUUAUUAUGCCAGUUCGACGAGUCACGGUAUCGACAAUUGCCGUUGUACGAUCGUUCCGCGCGUGGACGCGGUCGACGAAUCGUUUAUCCUGGGACGAGGACCGGGUGACGCGUGAUCGUUUCACCGAGAAAUCAAAAUUAAUCUUAAUUCCCAGCUAACUCGCAACAACGAAGGCUUUUCGUUACGCAACGACUCGCACGCGAUACAUUUUUAAUAAACCGCCGGAAUCUAAGUAAUAAGGAGUACAAUAAUGCGUCGAACGCGGAUAGGAUCGACCCAUCGUCUGUAUCCGGGGACGGAGGCGUGUUUAGAGUGCGCAAACGUUGAAAAAACAUUAAAACGAUUCAGGGACGCAUCGUGGAGCUUCGCACGCGAGAACAGGGUACCGUCACCCGUCGCAUUGUUAAUAAUUCCAAUAAAAUUGAUAAGAAAAAAAUAACACACGAAAUCAACGGAGCAUUGCUCUCACUGGCAUCUCUCCCUUUUUCCAACGUCUCUCACGGUCUUUCUUCGUCCUUUUCGCGACGCGCUAAAGUUUUUAGCCGGGGUCGAGCGCGACGCAAAAAGCGAAUGGAUAAGAUUUCAUUUCUCGAGUUAGGGAUACUCGAUUCCUGCGAAACAGAUUCUGAGUUACUCUCUGAGAUCUUUCAGUAAAUCUCUGGCAAUUAUCCUUAAUCAUCACAGACUUUUUUUAUUUUGGGUAAAAGAAAUAUUCUUCGCGAGUCUUAGAUUAUUUAGAACUCGAUGAAUGUGAUUAAAUAAAGGAAUUAUAAUGUCGACGCGAAUUUUAAUAAUUACAUCGAUAUUCGGUAGUAAUGUACAGUGACUAAUGUGCAAUUUACUGACUUAUUCCUAGUGCAAAAGAAUUAAACGUUUUCUGUGAAUGGAAAAUAUGAAUUUUUAUAUAGAAAAAUUCCCUGAAAUCAAAAGUUUCAGACAUAUUUUCUUCUCUGAAAAAAAAUAGAUGAAAUUCACACUUCACGGGAAGCUGAACUUUCAAAUCGAUUGAAAAUCGAUUCCGAAUCGAGCAUCCCUAACCCGAAACGUCUCUUCGUUGUGUAUGUGUGCAUACUAGAUCGCGCGUGACGCGGUUCUUUCGUCCAGAUCCGUCGUUGCAAGAUUUAAACCAUGCAAUCUCUCGGGUGCACAUUGAUCGGGGGUCGCUUCGAAUCGGAAGUUAAUAUUCGCACAUGUUCCAACGAUCGUGCCGUUGAAUCCCAACCGCGUCUAUUUCUUCUUAACAACGAUUCAAUAACAAACAUCGAUUUAGGCAAACAAUUACUCCAUUACCCGGGAACAAACCAUAAAAAACAGGUUAAUUCCAACACGCACGAAGUUACAUUAACGCUAAUUUCUUAACAAACUAAUUGCCAUUUAAAUUCCAUCGAUGAAAACUGAAAAAAAAAAAUAAAAUAAAGUCCAAAUAAUACUUUUUACCCUUUGAAUUUUGCGUAUUAAUGCAAGAAAAAAUGUUGUGAAAUUUUCAGCAAACACGUGAAUCUAGAAUUCGACGUCCACGUCUCUGUGCAUCCGCGAAACCGCCAAACCAAGCAGUAUUAAAUUCCUCGGCGAUAACGAGAUUCUAAAUACUUUAAAGUCGCUCAAGGGGAAAGAAGAAAAGGGGAACCGAGCGGUUAGGGGGUUGCGGGGGUAGACGAAACGUGUUUCGAAACUCGCCGAAGAAGAAAAGGAGGGUAAUGGUGCCUGCCUGCGUUACAAAGAAAGGCCCGUGGCGUUGCUGAUUUCUUCUUUUUUUUUUUCCUGGAUGCAACGCGAAUGAAAACGACGACGAGAAGGGGACGAAACUGAAGGGUUUAGGGAGGGCGGAGGCUGAGAGUUGAAUGUACGGAGCUGGUCCCUGGCAGUUUUCCGGGCGGCCUCCAUUAUUAACGGUUAAUUACAUUUUUGUACCUAGCUGCUAGUUUUGUACUAGUUUUGUAACGUACCUCACCACCGGACGUGCUGUUAUUGCAUAUUUUAAGUGGUUGUUAAAACGGAAGGUUAAUCGAUCAUUCGCGGGUGCUCGCUGCCAUGAUGUGGUCGUACGAUCGAUGAUCGUCGCGACGCUAAAACCUCCCUUGUGUGGUAAACACGACCGGAACGACGUGAAUAUUUCAGUUUUAAUCGAAGGUUUCGACGAGGAGUCGGUUGACGACAGAGGCGGGCCACUAGACGUUCCUAAUAAACAAUCGAAGACAACGAGUUGUUUAUUAGUUAAUCGGCGAAGCAAACUUUUAAUCGUGGAAUGAAAUAUUUCUCAGUUUGGACAGUUUCUUGGACAGUUCCUUUCUUGAUUAAGUAAAAUAAAUUCAGAGGGCACCAUAUGGACAAAAUAAUUCGAAAGAUCAUUUUUUCUGUUGCUUUCGUUUGGACAAUUUCUUGAAUAUUGUUGUACGAAGUAGCCUCAGAGAACUCAAAUUAAAAAUAUAACUGAGUAAUUAAUUUCUUACCUUGCUCUCAUUUGAAAAAUAUCGUCUAUUAUUCCAAAUACAAUUCUGCCCAUCUCUGAUCGUCAACUAUGGAGUACAAUAUUUUUUUUUUAAAUCAUUGAGGAAGUUUUCCUAUCAAAACAUAUGAUGAAAAUCAUCUACAUAUUAUAACAAUCCAAUAGAACUCAAUAACGUUGCCAAUAAUAUUAGCACUUUCAAGUAUAUUUUCAAAAUAAUGAAAUAUCUUGAAGUUCUUUUUUUUUUAACUCUAUCGAAGAAAUAAAAUGAAAUGUCAAAGCUUCGUGUCGACUCUUUUGAUCGUGAUUACCACAUUCGGUAGGUCGUUCGCAAAAUAGCGUUCAGAGGUUCCACCUGAAAGAUUGAGGGUGCUUAAAAGAGAUAAUUUAAUAUUUCAGCGAUGAAAAAUAAAAGAGAAAUUAAUAUACAGGGUGCCCUGUUUUAUUUUGAAUCUAUUUAAAUAUCGUAAACAUUGUUGGCGAUAUUAAAUUACGUAAAGGGAUGGAAGUUCGAGUGCCUCGAGAAAGACGUUAUCACAUAUGACUAUUUAUAUUAAUGGAGACACGAAUAAAAUUAAAAACAAGCCUGUUUCAUUUUUGUGUAAAAUUACAGCUUCGAGAAAGACAGGAACAGCCAUCUGCAUUAUUCAUAUUAUUUGAUAAGUAUCACGCUAAUCGAAACAAGAACCUUGCAAGAUUGUUAACAAUACAAAAUAAAUCGCGUCUACUAGGAAACAUUCGAUAUUCGUUAAAUAUUAAUUAAUGUUUUUGUAUAAUAUUUGUCUCGAUACUCUUAAACUUGCAACCAAAACGCUUCUUAAUAUCGCCGACAAUUUCCAUUUCCAUGGAUCAAUUAAAAUAGAACAACCUGUACACUCGAGGAUCAGAACAAUCGGUUCACCUGGAAACGAGGGGAAGUUCUUCUCCGUUAGUAUUUCAAAUUAUCGCGAAACAUGCUUGUGAAAAUCUGUGCGCGUUACAAGCGGCUUUCGUUUGAUCGCUGAAAUGUUCGAUCGCGCGUAAGCAAUCAAAAUAAAAAUAUUAAAAAAAAAUAUAUAUAUAUAUGAAAAAAAAAGAAAGAAAACGACAAAAAAAAAUAAGACACAUGAGUUAAUUCGUAAGGUGGAUUGUAUAGGAUGCAAGCAUGCGUCGCGGCGAAGAUGUGUUACCUGUUAUUGAAUUAUAAAAUUUUACACGGUGCGUUAUCGUUCGCGCUUGUCGUCGCAACGAUGAGGCGAGAAAAUCGACUAUCCGUCGGCGCGCGUGCUAUGUGUAAAUAACGCGUUGUAAAUAUGCGGAACCGCGUGCUUUCAUCCUGAAAUUGUUGCAAAAAAAAAAAAAAGAUAAAAAUAAACGAAAAGAGAAAAAAACGAAAUAAAGGAACGAGAAAAUGUGUAAAUCGCUGAACUCGAGUCACGGUGGACUGUACGGAGCAAUUUCUGGUUUGUCCGAGCGCAUUGACGGGUGUACUAGAUACGUCGUGAUAUGAAUUUGACGAUAACGGUACAAUAUUAACGAUUAUUGUCCUAGAACCUAGAAUAGUAAGAUGAUAUUCCAAUAAUAAAUUGCGAGAUCGUAGAUGUCGCAAAUUUCACUCGA